GAGCACAGACCGACGCACGCUGAGCUCUGCUGUGUCUCUGUCGCGUCACACACCAGCUCGAGCAUUGCGCUGCGCCGCGCGUGGACUCUCCUCGCUGCAGUGAUCGCUGCGUCUCUCCUUUCACCCCAAAAGAAACCUCGCCGCAGCUGGCAACCGAUUAGAGAGCACUUACAUCGCGUCUACCCUAGGAGCAGGAAUCCUCACACCUUGUUUGGCUCUCCUUUUCGACACCAUGGGGAAACAGAACAGCAAGCUGACCCCUGAGGUAAUGGAAGACCUGGUGAAGAACACAGAAUUUAAUGAACACGAACUCAAACAGUGGUACAAAGGCUUCCUGAAGGACUGCCCCACCGGCCGACUCAACCUAGACGAGUUCCAGCAGCUCUAUGUCAAGUUUUUCCCUUACGGUGAUGCCUCAAAGUUUGCUCAGCAUGCUUUCAGAACCUUUGACAAGAAUGGCGAUGGCACCAUCGACUUCAGAGAGUUCAUCUGUGCUCUGUCCAUCACAUCACGAGGCAGCUUCGAACAGAAGCUCAACUGGGCCUUUAACAUGUAUGACCUGGAUGGAGAUGGCAAAAUCACACGAGUCGAGAUGCUUGAGAUCAUUGAGGCAAUCUACAAGAUGGUGGGGACUGUUAUCAUGAUGAAGAUGAAUGAGGACGGCCUGACGCCCGAGCAGAGGGUUGACAAAAUCUUCAGUAAGAUGGAUAAGAACAACGACGACCAGAUCUCAUUGGAAGAGUUCAAAGAAGCAGCAAAGAGUGACCCGUCCAUUGUAUUACUGCUGCAGUGUGACCUGCAGAAAUGAGCGUCUCGGAAAAGAGCCAGGGACUGCACAAAUGAUUAAUGUUCCAUUCAGUUUGCAGCUAUUUCCACUGAUAAAAAAAAUUGCUUGGACUACCUUUCAAUGAAUCCGCUUCCUGUGUUUGAAACACUUGUGUGCAUGAGAAUGUUCUUUGCUAACGAAUUUCACACUCACACACUGAUACAAUCACAGUUACACACAUAUUACAAAUGCAUACACACAUACAGACCAUGCCAUGCACAAAUAGAAUUAUAUAUAUAUAUAUAUAUAUAUAUAUAUAUAUAUAUAUAUAUAUAUAUAUAUAUAUAUAGAGUUGUUGAAAUUAACUGCCAAAAUGUGAAGAGUGUGCAAAGUACUUUCUGAAUCCACUGGAGCUUGCGCAUCAUUGAUGUGCUGUAUUAAAUCGAGCUACUAUUUAUUGUACUGAUGCUAGCUAUGUGUAACAUAUACUGCGUAACUUCAACAGAACCGAUUCUUAUGGUAAUCAUAACUGUUUUACCCAGAUUUACCUACUCAUCUGGAUGGACAAAAAGAUAAGCUCAGGUCCAUCACAUUUUUCCCCUUUAAAUGUGUUUGUACUGUUGGUGAAUAUAAAUGUAGUUUAUUUGCAUGCCAUUAGGUUUGCCUUAAGAGAACGUCCCUCAUUUGCAUCCUGCAUAACGAAUGAAAAUAAGCCUUAUUUAAAAGAACAAAAAGCUAUUAAAAAUGUUAAAAAAUUAAAUUAGAACAAAGAUUUAAGAUCUGUAAAGGGAUAGUUCACCCAAAAAUCAAAAUAUGCUGUUUUUUUAUAGCUGAAAUGGUGAUUCGUAAAAUGAAAAUCAAUGUACUGACACUUCAUUAAUUCAUUUUUUAUGGCUUAGUCGCUUUAUUUAUUAGGGUUCACCACAGUGGAAUGAACGCCAACUUAUCCAGCAUAUGUUUUACACAGCGGAUGCCCUUCCGGCUGCAACUCAGUACUAGGAAACACCCGUUCACUCUUACAUACACACUCAAACACUAAGACCAAUUUAGUUUAUUUAAUUCACCUACAGCGCUUGUCUUUGGACUGUGGGGGAAACUGAAGCACCCGGAGGAAACCCACAUGAACCACCUGAGACUCGAACCAGCAACCUUCUUGCUGUGAGGCGACAGUGCUAACCACUGAGGCACUGUGUCGCCCUCUACUGACACUUUUAGAGUGAAUAAAGCAACAACUUUAGCUGCUGCUAAUAGACUGUGGCCUGUACAAAAACUGAACAUUAUUUAUUACAUUAUUACCCAUAAUGCACCGCCUCUGUACAUGAUCAUAAGCACAUUUAUAGCAGUGUGGAGUGUGAGCUUAUAACAACUUAAUUAUGUUUCUAAAAAAAGUAGCUAAAGGUUUUAUAUGUUUUUUUUUUUGACUCUCAAAGUGGCUACAAACUACUUAUUUGCAUUUUAUGAAUCAUCAAGUGGUGGCGCGGUGGCUCAGUGAUUAGCACUGUCGAUGCACAGUUAGUAGGUUGCUGGUUAGAGAACCAAAGACAUGCGGUAUAGGUAAAUUGGGUAAACAAAAUUGGCCAUAGUGUAUGUGUGUGUGAAUGAGUGUGUGUAUGGAUGUUUCCUAGAGUUGUGUUGCGGCUGGCAGGGCAUGCACUGCUUAAAUUAUUGCCGAAAUAAUUGGCUGUUCAUUCCGCUGUGGCGGCUUCUGAUAUAAAAAAGACUAAGCCGAAGAAAAAUGAAUGAAUGAAUAAAUGAAUCAACAAAUACCAUAGUUAUACUGAGAAAAGCCACCUACAUUUUGGAUGGACUGAGAUCAUUUGUGUAAUUUAACAGUAUAUUACAAUUUUUCAGUGAACUAUCCCUUUAAAUGUGUGCAAUGCAUUGAUGGGAAACGCUAGAAUACUACACCUUCUAUAGCAUGUACAUCACAUGAGGGAGGCUGAAUGUAAUUUGUGAGAACAAUUACACAACUGAAACCAUACUUUUUAUUAUCAUUGUUGAAAUAUUACAAUAUUCCCAGAUUAAACCUACAAGCUGUGCAGUUUCAGAAUGUCAUCAAUUGAAAUGAUUUGCAUAUCAGUGUGCAGAUUCAUGUGGGGGCCGAGGGUGAAAUGAAUUUAAGACCAUUUUGAGAUGUAAUCUUGCCUCAAAGUUGUAUCUGUUUUAACUCCCACCUUAAAACCUCCAAGACUGUAUUUAAUCAUACAUUUUACAUGCUACUCUUAAAGAAGAAUUGUUUUAAAGGCUAAUCCUGAGGUUAGUAGUUUUUAAGUCCAGGCAUUUGCACCAACUGCGCAUUUUGAGCACUGACCCGAUUUCUAAAUAUGCACAUUUCUGUGCUCCAUUUAAAAGUACGUUCUGCCAGUGUCAAGAGCUUUACACAAGCAUAACCUUUGUCAUUGUAAUGUUUACCUAUUUAGGCACCGCACCAAAUUCAUGCAAUGGCAAACUUUUCCAAUUUCCAAGUUAUUUUGUACAUGUAGCAUGUAUUGUGCCCCUGAUGCCAUGGCUGCACUACUCCUUGUGUUGUGGUUUAAACUAAUAAAAGAGUAUAAGGGA
This is a messenger RNA of Danio rerio (zebrafish), 3325 nucleotides long. It is a transcript of the gene vsnl1a, whose product is annotated as visinin-like 1a. The record is from RefSeq and is marked validated. Gene Ontology annotation, molecular function: calcium ion binding. NCBI's taxonomy places the organism in Eukaryota, Metazoa, Chordata, Actinopteri, Cypriniformes, Danionidae.